Hibiscus syriacus is the source of this 321-nucleotide messenger RNA. RefSeq names its product putative lipid-transfer protein DIR1. The coding region runs from base 1 to 321 and encodes 106 amino acids. Gene Ontology annotation, biological process: systemic acquired resistance. Gene Ontology annotation, molecular function: fatty acid binding. The transcript has a single exon. The record is from RefSeq and is a predicted model, not a curated record. Lineage: Eukaryota; Viridiplantae; Streptophyta; Magnoliopsida; Malvales; Malvaceae.
AUGGAGGGGCAUGCUAAGCUUAUGGUUGUGACAAUGGUGCUAGUGGCAUUAGCCUUUGGGUCCGGUCCCAUAGUCUCUAAUGGUCAGAAAGUUUGUGAUAUGAGCAAAGGGGAUUUCGAGGAAUGCCGGCCGAGCGUGAACACCGCAGAUCCGAGCCCCCCGCCGCCUUCGGCCGCGUGUUGCAAGGCUUUAGACAAUGCCGACUUCAAAUGCCUUUGUUUCUUCAAGAACUCCCAGUGGAUGACGAAGUAUGGAGUCGAUUUCACUCGAGCUAAAGGCCUUCCCGGGAAGUGCAACUUGGGGAAAUCUUUCCCUUGCUAG